This is a messenger RNA of Panicum virgatum (switchgrass), 1079 nucleotides long. Its product is annotated as protein ALP1-like. NCBI's taxonomy places the organism in Eukaryota, Viridiplantae, Streptophyta, Magnoliopsida, Poales, Poaceae. The record is from RefSeq and is a predicted model, not a curated record. Bases 267 to 977 code for a protein of 236 amino acids. The transcript has a single exon.
ACUUCACGAAAAGAUACGACGCGUUUGGGAACGAACCAUUGUCCGGUUUGCAGAAGGUCGUCGCGUGUCUCCGCAUUCUCGCGUACGGGUUGCCUGCGGACGCCGUUGAUGAGUAUAUCGGUAUAGCCGAGUCCACGGCCCGCCAGGCGCUUGAGAAAUUCUGUGAUGCUAUCAUUCAUCAAUUUGGCCCCUACUACCUUAGAGCGCCGAAUGAAUCUGAUGUAGCUAGUCUACUUCGCACCGGAGAGGAGCGUGGGUUUCCAGGGAUGCUAGGUAGCACUGACUGCAUGCACUGGGAGUGGAAGAACUGUCCUACUUCUUGGCGAGGACAGUUCACAGGUCGUGGUUCUCAUCCAACCAUGAUCCUAGAGGCAGUUGCGUCACACAACCUACACAUUUGGCAUGCUUACUUUGGGAUGCCCGGCAGUAACAACGACACAAACGUGCUGCAUAGGUCGCCAAUUUUCUCGGCAUACCUUAGGGGUCAGCAAAUGCCUGUUAGCUACAUUGUCAAUGGGAACACGUACGACAUGGGGUAUUUCCUUGCCGAUGGCAUAUACCCCGAAUGGCCUGCGUUUGUCAAGACCGUCCGGCACCCAAUGGACCCAAAGACGAAGCACUUCGCUAAAUGCCAGGAAGGAGCUCGAAAGGACAUUGAGCGGGCAUUUGGCGUUCUCCAGGCUAGGUGGGCAGUGGUGCGUGGUCCGGCAUAUGGCUGGAGUGCUGAUAAUAUACAUAGCAUCAUGAUGACUUGCAUCAUUCUGCACAACAUGAUAAUCGAAGAUGAAGGGCGAGGUGCAAACAACAUAAACUUUGAUCGAGUAGGAGAGCUUGCAGUGCCAUACACCAACUCUGUGGACAGGGAGCAAUUCAUUCAGCGGCACCACAAGCUUCGAAACGUGGCUGCUCAUCGCCAAUUGCAGUACGACCUGAUUGAGCACCAGUGGGCGAGGUUAGGCUCCCAAGGAGGUAACUGAAGGUGGAUUCUUUAUGUGCUAGUAGUCUGAAAAUGUUGGUUUAUGUAAGAUCGAAAUGUUGUUGUUGUAGCAAUGGUAGUAUGUUAGUAAGUAUUUUUAAUA